AUGGGCAACCCUAGUAACAAUUAUCUUUGUAACAUGCCCCAAUCGAAGUUCUCAUCUCUCUUUCUCUCAUUCUUGCUCCACUGCCUCAUCAUCUCUAUCGCUAGUGAUUCUGCGCCACCUUAUACUCCAACUGAAAAUAUAACCCUCUCCUGCGGCUUCUCCGACAACUCUAUUGCAUCAUUAGAUGGUCGAAUCUGGAUUGGAGACAUCAAACAAUUACAGAACAACGCAUCAGUAACCUCUGCAACCGCUCAACCAGCACCCUCCAUCACUGUACCUUACCGCACAGCACGCCUUUCUCGUUCGGAGUUCACCUACGUAUUCCCGCAGGUCACUGCUGGUAAAAAAUUCAUUCGACUAUACUUCUACCCGGUUACGUACCAAAACUAUGAGCGCUCUGAAGCCCUCUUCUCUGUCAAAGUGGGUCCUUAUACUCUCCUUCAAGAAUUUAAUGCAUCGGUUACUGCUGAUGCCGAUGCUAAUCCCUCGAAUACUAUACAAAGAGAAUUCUGCAUCAACAUCGAAGAUGAUCAAGGGUUAAACAUAACGUUUGCUCCAAGCCAUGCUAACUUGGAGGCAUACGCAUUCAUCAACGGAAUAGAAAUCAUAUCAAUGCCACCAUUUCUUUAUUACAGUGCUGAGAAAGACCAGGGGUUUGAGUUUAUCGGACAAGAAAACAAUUUGGCGCGCAUCGAAAACGACCAUGCUCUCGAGACACUAUACCGAAUAAACGUGGGUGGGAGUGAUAUCUCGCCUGCUCAAGACACAGGUAUGUUCCGGACGUGGUCAUCUGAUGGCGACUAUUUGACGGUGCCAGGGUCAAGUGUUUUACCCGUUAACUUGACUAUUCGCAUCCUGUUUAAGGGAACUGCUCCUUACACCGCGCCAGAAGAAGUCUAUCGAACCGCCAGGACUAUGGGGACGGAUAAGGAGAUAAACAAGAAUUACAGUCUCACCUGGGAGUUUCCUGUGGAUUAUGGGUUCUCGUACCUGGUUAGGUUGCAUUUUUGCGAGUUUCAGCCCGAGAUUAAUAAAGAGGGUGAUAGAGUGUUCCUUAUUUUCAUAGAUAAUCAAAUUGCGGAGAAAAGAUUCGACGUGAUCUCAUCUAGUGGUGGAAAAGGCGUUCCGGUAUAUAAGGACUACGCAGUCUUGAUGCCAACUGCCCAAGGAAAAGAGAAGAAGCUAAUAAACCUCUCUGUCGCGUUGCGAGCAAACCCAGCUGAUUGGCAGACCGUUCGCAGUGAUGCGAUCUUGAAUGGUAUUGAAAUUUUCAAAUUAAGUGACUUUAACCGCAAUCUCGCUGGACCCAAUCCGGACCCACUACCGAUCAUCCCAACAACGACUGCGCCGCCUAGCCAAUUUUUCGGAAAGCAAACAAGGGUUGCAAUCUCGAAAAAAACAAAAAGUAUACUUGGAAUUGUGGUUCCCGGAGUGGUUGUGCUGUCGAUUAUCGGCUUCUUGCUUUUCAGGCGAGCCAAGAGAGUAAAGCGCGAGUGCUCGAGUAACCGGACAUCGUGGUGGCAUCCAUUUUCGUUUUCUAAGACCAAGUCCAACCAGACUAGCGGCUCAUAUCUACCGUCUGAUUUAUGUCGCUACUUCUCAUUGGCUGAGAUCAGAGCAGCCACCAACAAUUUCAAUGAUGUUUUUAUCAUUGGGGUUGGGGGUUUUGGCAACGUCUACAAAGGGUAUAUUGAUGAUGGGGCCACCCCAGUUGCGAUCAAGCGACUGAACCCAGGGUCACAACAGGGGGCUCACGAGUUCAAGACCGAGAUCGAGAUGCUCUCCCAGCUCCGCCACCUCAAUCUUGUCUCUCUGAUUGGCUAUUGCAAUGAUGGCCGCGAGAUGAUCCUCAUCUACGAUUACAUGGCUCAAGGUACCUUCCGUGACCAUCUCUACAACACUGAUAAUCCUCCUCUUUCAUGGAAACAACGGCUUGAGAUCUGUAUAGGUGCGGCACGUGGGUUGCAUUACCUUCACAGAGGCGCAAAGCAGACGAUCAUACAUCGUGAUGUGAAAACAACGAAUAUAUUAUUGGAUGAGAAAUGGGUGGCCAAGGUGUCGGAUUUCGGAUUGUCUAGAAUGGGUCCCACUGGUGUGUCCAUGUCCCAUGUAAGCACAGUGGUGAAGGGCAGUAUCGGUUACUUGGACCCAGAGUAUUACCGACGUCAGCAACUAACUGAAAAAUCCGACGUGUACUCAUUUGGUGUGGUUUUGUGCGAAGUGUUGUGUGGAAGACCACCGUUGAUUCGCAAUGCUGAUAAAGAGCAAGUGAGCCUUGCAGAGUGGACCCAGCAAUGGUAUCGCAGGGGAAAGCUUGAUCAUAUAGUAGAUCCAUUUUUGAAGGGAAAAAUUGCGCGGGAGUGUUUGGAGAAAUUUGGUGAGAUCGCAAUAAAUUGUAUGCUUGAUAAUGGAAUGGAGCGGCCAUCGAUGAGCGAUGUGGUAUGGGGCCUUGAAUUCGCAUUGCAAUUGCAGGAGAGCAAAAAUGAUAAAAUGGCCCCAAUUAGUGAUUGUGAUGAAGGAUUUAAUAGUAACAGUGGAUGCGAGCCUAAUGGAAAAAGUAGCAUGGUGACCAAAAGUAUAGUUUCAAAUAGCUUCAUAUCUGGGGCAGCAUUCUCUGAGCUUAUGGAUCCAAAAGCACGAUAAAGAAUACGGUACCUAACUUGUAAACUAUCUAGUUAUAAGAGAGGGAGAUCGAGCGGGAGAGAUUUUUUUUUUUUUUU
Molecule: messenger RNA, 2720 nt
Organism: Corylus avellana
Lineage: Eukaryota; Viridiplantae; Streptophyta; Magnoliopsida; Fagales; Betulaceae
Source: RefSeq, a predicted model, not a curated record